Octodon degus (degu) is the source of this 852-nucleotide messenger RNA. It is a transcript of the gene Il22ra2, whose product is annotated as interleukin 22 receptor subunit alpha 2. The record is from RefSeq and is a predicted model, not a curated record. The transcript has 5 exons. NCBI's taxonomy places the organism in Eukaryota, Metazoa, Chordata, Mammalia, Rodentia, Octodontidae. Gene Ontology annotation, molecular function: protein binding; interleukin-22 receptor activity. The coding region runs from base 1 to 684 and encodes 227 amino acids.
AUGGUACUUGAGCAUUGCUUUCUGGGCUUCCUCCUCGGCCUCCUUCCGACUGGCGGAGUAGGAACUCAGCCAACUCACAACUCUCUGAAGCCCCAGAGGGUGCGAUUUCAGUCGCAAAACUUUCAUAAUGUUUUGCUCUGGCAGCCUGGGCAAGCACUUGCCACCAACAGGAGCAUCUAUUUUGUGCAGUACAAAGUGUAUGGUGAGAGUGAGUGGAAAAGUAAAGAGGAGUGUUGGGGCACUCAGGAACUCUUUUGUGACCUCACAAAUGAAACCUCGGAGCUGCAGGAGCCCUAUUAUGGGAGGGUGAGGACGAGCCACUCGGGCUGGAGCACGACUUCCCGCUUCAUCCCCUGGUGGGAAACAAAAAUAGAGCCUCCAGUCAUCAAUAUCACCAGAGUUAAUGGAUCGCUGUCAGUGGUUAUCCGUGCUCCAGAUUUGCCAUAUAGACACCAAAAGGGAAAAAUGACAUCAGUGGAAAAUUACUAUGAACUAGAAUACCGAGUUUUUAUAAUUAAAAAUUCACUAAAAAUGGAGAAGCAAGUCUACGAGGGGCCUCGCAGAGUUGUUGAAAUUGAAGCUCUCAUACCUCCCUCUGGCGCCUGCAUCGUGGCCGAACUAUACAUGCCCAGGCUUUACCGAGGAAGCCCGAGAAGCGCAAAGAGAUGCGUGGGAGGGGCAUAAAUUGGAACCCAGGUCUCCUGAGGAUGAAAAGCCAAAGUUCUCCAGGAGGAGGAAAGCUUUAUGUAGGAGGCUCUUACUGAAAGUCAUUUUUCGAUUUUCUUGAAGCAGUGAUCACCCUUACCUUUGAGGGGCUUCUUUGUUUAUCCGUUCUUUCUUCUUUUUCAAGUA